This is a messenger RNA of Ananas comosus (pineapple), 4787 nucleotides long. Its product is annotated as pentatricopeptide repeat-containing protein At5g59600-like. The coding region runs from base 55 to 2103 and encodes 682 amino acids. The transcript has 7 exons. The record is from RefSeq and is a predicted model, not a curated record. Gene Ontology annotation, biological process: RNA modification. NCBI's taxonomy places the organism in Eukaryota, Viridiplantae, Streptophyta, Magnoliopsida, Poales, Bromeliaceae. Gene Ontology annotation, molecular function: protein binding; RNA binding.
GCGUGAAUUUGGCGGGGGAUGAUGCACCACCACUUUAAGCUCUGCGCGUGAGGCAUGAGCUCCGUUUCCUGCGUCGCCUCCGCAAUCCGCCCCGCCGCGUCCCAAAACUCUCUCCUCCAUAAGCUCGGCUCCUCCCUCCUCUACUCCAAGCCCCACCGCCUCCGCCGCGCCCUCAACCUGUUCGACGAAAUGCCCCACCGAGGCCCCGUCCCCGUCCUCACUUCUCAGCUCCACACCCUCGCCGUCGCCGCCGCUCCCAAACCCUUCGCGCUCUCGAGCUCCGUCGCCGCGUGCGCGAAGCUGCGCGCGGCGCGCCCCGGCGCGCAGCUGCACGCCCGCGUCGUCGUCUCCGGGCACGGAUCGAACCCCGUCGUUGGCACCGCGCUUGUCGAUCUCUACGCAAAGGUCGGCCGGCUCGACUCCGCUUCCGCGGUCUUUCGUUCCUGCCCCGCGAAGGACGCCAUCAUGGUUAAUUCGAUGGUUUCGGGGUUCGUCGGCUUCGGCGCUCGCGAGGCGGCGCUCGCGCUCUUCGUGGACGCAAUGAGGGGUUUUGAUUUCCAGCCCACGGAGUUUAGCUUUAGCUGCCUGGCAAAGGCUUGCUCAGAGAUGGAGAGAGGGAUCGGAGAGCAGAUUCAUGGGUGUGUUGUGAAGGCCGGGUUCGAUGCUUGUUGCUUUGUUGCGACUUCUCUGCUCGACAUGUACGCGAGCUUUGGAGACGUCGAAAACAUGGAGAUUAUUCUCGGCAGCGUAUUGAAUCCUGAUAUUGCUUUACAUAAUGCCGUAAUUGGCGGGUAUUCGAGAAAUGGGUAUAACGAGGUUGCGGUAGAGUAUUUUCGAAAAGUAAUUUUGGUCGGUUUGGAGCCGAACGAUUGCACUUUAUCCGGAGUGCUUAAAGCAUGUGGAGGUUUAAAGUCUCUUCGCAUUGGGAGCAUGAUCCAUGCGGCCGUGGAGAAGUCUAGGUUUCGAGGAGAUUUGGUGGUUAAUACCGCAUUGAUCGAUAUGUACAUGAAGUGCGGUGAUGUUGCCGAGGGUUCUAAAGUCUUUGAUUGGAUGUAUGAGAGAAACACUGUUUCAUACAAUGCAUUGAUUUUUGGAUAUGGGCAAAAUGGAAAUUCCGAUGAGGCGGUAGCGCUGUACGUUGACAUGAAGCGUCAAUCUUUAGUUCUCGAUGUGGCUACCUUUGUUGCUCUGUUGUCUUCAUGCCGGGGACAUGAGUGGAGCCUCUUUGUCCAUGUAAUUAAGCACGGCUUUGGAUCAGAUUUUAUGGUUAAUAAUGCACUUUUAGAUGCUCUGGUAAAGGUUGGAUCAACUAAGGAUGCCCUAGAAUUUUUUGACAAGAUGGGAGAGAAAACUGUGGUCUCAUGGACUACAAUUAUUUCGGGACUUAGCCAUCGGGGUCUCCAUUCGGAUUCUAUUGAGCUUUUCAAAACCAUGUGCUCUACAGAAAUUUGUCCUAAUAGUUUUACUUUCUCGAGCGUCUUAAAUUCGUGUGGGUACCUAUUAUAUCUUGAGCUAGGAAGAUGCAUUCAUGGGGCUAGCCUAAAACAUGGCCUCAUGGAUGAGUUCAUCGGUAGCUCUCUUCUUGAUAUGUACGCCAAAUGUGGAGCUUUGCACUACGCUCGAAGAUUGUUCGAUGAAACAAUCAACAAAGGCAUAGUCUCUUGGAACACGAUGAUUACUAGCUAUGCAAGGCAUGGAUAUGGGCAUGAGGCUUUAUUCCUGUAUGCUGAGAUGCCGCGUUACAAUGUAGAUCCAAACCCUAUCACUUUCAUAUCUCUUCUGACGGCAUGUAGUCGUUGUGGGCUAGUAGAAAAGGGAGUUCAACUGUUUAAUGGAAUGCUCUUGAAGCAUGGAAUCGUACCACACAUGGAGCACUAUGCAUGCUUGGUCGAUUUGUUUGGCAGGGCUGGGUUGUUGGAUAGAGCUAAGCUUUUAAUUAGUGAGAUGCCAUUUGAGGCUGAUGCAUCUGUAUGGGCAGUAUUUUUAGCUGCUUGCAAGAUUCAUGGAAAGUGGGAUGAUGCAGAAAAUGCAAGGAGGAACAUUGAAACAAGUUCUUGGAAGAAGCCUGGGUUAAGUUGGGUUCAAAUUGAAGGAAUAGCUUGACAAUAUUAUGAGGUUCGUGAUCUUGAAGGUGUAAUGAGAACGAUGUUGGCAAAAUUAACCUCUAGUGGGAUUUGCAGAUCUCAACUUAGAGGAGCAUCUAUACAAAAUGUACGAAUCCAGAACGCCCUCCGCCAAAGCGCCUGGAAAAUCCAAGCUUCACCCUAUGUGGCAGUCCCCUCCUCUCUUGCACUGUGAUCUGUAAUGAAGACGUGGGUGUUGGUGGCAACUGCGGCGGACUAUGCAAAGGUUCUAAAAUAGAGGCCCGCUGCAUGAGAGAGGGCACACGGAACGGCGGGCUUAGCAAUGGCAUGCCAAUGUGAAUUUCUUCCACCAAUUUGGAGUUUAUAGGUAUAUGACCAUUGGGUGUUAUAGAUGAAGAGGAGGAGGCGCAGGCGAUGCCAAGGAAGGGGGCGGAGGAGUACUCGGCCUCAACCACCAUCGUCCCCUUCAAGCCGCUGCUCCGGCUCCUGCACGGCCUCGUCCCAGCCGCCGUCGUCGAUGACCCAGCCGCGAGGUCCUUCAUCCUCGUGUUCGACCAUGCCCGAAGCUGGAGAUUGGCUUGUCGCGCUGCAGAGUCCAAGGUUCAGGAGCAGCGCAAGGUUCGUCCGUAGAGUCCAAGGCACGAAAAGGAAGAAGAGACGCGGUAGGAAGAUGAAAAAGCAUAAAGAAGAAGAAAGCUACGGUUGGAGAGGCGGCUACAAAAAUUCCACAAAAGCUCUCAAGAGGAGAUGAGAACAAGUAUAGGAACAAGCUUGUUCCAACUUAGGGUGGGCACAACAAUUCCCACCCCUUAACAGGUUAUCCCAGGAUAAUCUAGGAUAACCCGUUAAGGGGUGGGAACAACAGUUCCCACCUCCCCCAAUUCUUGUUUGGGUAUAAAGAGGGCAAUAAGACCUUAUUCCCCUCUUUAUACGUGAACCAAACAGAGUGCUAAAGUAGAAGAAGAUUAUAGCUUUAGCAGUUUUGAAAAAAUUGAUAUUACUUAGGUCGUAAAUGAAUUUGGUACUUAUAGUAUUAGUAAAAGAAAUCCAAAUACUUUUCUUCUGUAAGUACCAGCAUAUAAUGAGUCUUUUUCUUAAUUCUUUUUUUUUUCUUCUUUUCAGUUUCUGUUGCUUUUUUUUUUUGGGGGACUUCGUAGAAGUCUUCACUGAGUUGUUAGUGUUCUUUGGAUGCUUAUUUGUUAUGAAUUUUCUACUGUUUUUUUUUCUUCUUUUCUAUUUUCCUUUUUAGAGAAUUAUGAUGGAUAAAUAUAUUAUUUAGCUUCUGUUUCAAUGCUGAGAGAGACAAAAAUACUAUAACUUAUGAAUUGUUCUGAAACUUAGACAACUAAACUGAAAACUUGAUUAUGUAGAGAGCUGAUUAGAAAUUUUGACAAGCAACAAUGCCAAAAGUUCUUCAAAUCCAAAUGGGUUUUCUGACUUUCGUUUGUUCCAUUCUUGAUACCCUAAUACUCCAAUCUCAGGGACGCACAAAAGUAGAGGCAAUAGUAAGUUAACUGAAUUUCGUGGACUCGUUUUGUUGUUGAUUUAGCAUAAUAGGUGCAACAGUGCUGCCUCCUUUUUACUUGGUUCAAUUUUUUUACUCGCAUGUUGUCUCCUUUCUUUUUUUUUUCCUACAAACUUCCUGCUUCUAAUAAUCGAGUACUGCAAUAUCAGUCUUUUUACUGCAUCCUUCUUUACUUGAGCUCCUUUUCUUCUGCUUUUGUCUGUAUCUUCCUUUCCUUUUCAAACGCGAUGAAAGUAGAAAAAACAAGGGGCUGAAAUUUGGUUUCUGUGUUUGAUUUUUUGUUAAACUGUUUUUACAACAUAUAUGGUGUCUCCUCCUUUUCUUCCACAUGUUUGUUUACUUUUAUGGAUGAGAGUAAGGAAGAUAGAAAUAUAUGGGAGAGAAUAAUAUUGAGAGAUGUAUAGAAAUACAGCACAAGUAGGCAUAUAACCAAUUGUUAUUACUCAUUACAUCGCUUAAUCGCAGGGCCUACCUUUCUCCAAAAUGCGGAGAGCAUUAUAUGCAGGGGAAAUUUAUUGUUUUGGGGUUGUAUGGAAUCGAGAAGUCAGAAAGCGAGGAACUCGUGAGUUUUGUGAACUCGACUUAGCCCCUGAUCCCACCGAAGUGAAAAGGUUGAUCUCUGUACAAUUGUGAGUAGGAGUUUGGCUGAUCUCAUGACUUCGGUGCCGAAACAAACACUAACGCCGUUGACUUUUUCGAAGUCACGAGUUCAACCUCCAUGAUUCAUAAAAGCAAACAGGCCCCUUAUUUGUUUAUUUUUUAUUUGUUCAACCUCCAUGAUUCAUAAAAACAAACAGGCCCCUUAUUUUUUAUCUCCGGUGACCUUGCGGCCUUUGCUUGGCAAGAAUGGACAGUCUCCUCCUCCAUAGGCAACCAUUUGCAGCGAUUUCUUGUGCUUCAGGACAACACACGUCAAAUUUUAACGGUGAAAAAGCAGGUUUUGCCAAUCUCAUCAUGGUGCUUCUGAAUUUUUGCAAACUAAUUGCUUGCAAGUCAUGUUUAACAAUGCAAUCUAAUCACAGUGAUUUUAUAGGCUUCAGAUUCUUCAACUUGAAAUUUGACGGUACCAAAUUCUCAGAUUGAGGUACGAUUUUUGGAUUAAGCAUGUAUUUACAUAUAGACCAAGGUGUAUAUAGUUAUGCCAUAUUAAUUUAAAGUAGUGUGCAGUUUUUUCAGUA